Alosa sapidissima (American shad) is the source of this 4500-nucleotide messenger RNA. RefSeq lists its product as uncharacterized. The record is from RefSeq and is a predicted model, not a curated record. NCBI's taxonomy places the organism in Eukaryota, Metazoa, Chordata, Actinopteri, Clupeiformes, Clupeidae. The transcript has 11 exons. Bases 1288 to 3864 code for a protein of 858 amino acids.
UACUUAUCCUACCGACCAAUAGGGGACUAUGGGUUGAUUGCACACCAACCAAUAGGGGACAAUUGACUGAGUGGGGACCUAAAACCAUAGUCCCCACCAGGAUAACAGCUAUACAUGAUAGCAGCUGUCAUGCUAACAUACCUAGCAUCAAUAUCUCUGAAAGUUUUCAUCGUCCCCAAAAGUUCUGAUUUUGUCCGAAUGUGUGUGUGUGCUGAAGAUCGAAGCUUAGGAGUGAGACACCUUUGGUCAGUGGCUGUAUUGCAGGUGUGUAAACUAUGCUGCAGGCUCCACCCCAAUGACAUUGUCUGAAGUCAGGUUCCGCCCACAGAAGUGGGCAUUGUCACAUGAUGUAUCAGGUGACCAUAAGCCACCAAGAAACCAGGAAAAGACAGUUACUGGAGAACAGCAAAGGAAGUUUACCCAUAGGCUAAGGUUACUAGCCUAUUAGACAUGGUGAAACCAAGCUUAUUACCUCUAUAUUGCCAUAUUCAACAGAAUCUCCAUAAAAAGCCUGUUUCAAAGUUGUGUUUUAUCUAUGGCCUAUGAUAAACCUGGUUUAACGGGUCAACUAACUUUAAAGUUUGCCUAGAUUUGUGUGUUAACGCCACUCCUUCCAGCAACAUGGCCAUCUUAGUUUAAUUUUCAUGUCAUUGAUUACUUGUUUGCACAAAUUAAUGAGUGAUUGUUCAACAUAGGCUUCAAGUAGGCUACUUUACAGGCCUAGCCUACUAUUACUAGAGUAUUACUAGAUUACUACACGUUUGAAAUCGUCUGUGUUACGUUCGCUAAUUGCAUAGUAUUUAAGCACUUCUCGACUAAUGUCCCCAUACAGACUAUAGGACACCCCUCCCCCCAACAUUUUGGCGGUUUGGCUGCACUCCCUUUUCCACUCUCGCACUCCCGGUCUCAUCAGACUCAAGUCCCCAAAUAGACUAUACGAACGGAUCCCCCCACCCCACCCCAGAUGCUUUUGGCGGGCUCAGUUUUACAACUAGGCUAUAUCAGCACUUUUUGUAUUCCAUAGGUUUAGUCUAAAACAUUUCUAAUUGAUGAUACCGGAAUAUAAACAAUUAAAUUAAUGAAAAUAAAAAUGUAUUAAUUUCGGUUAUUUUAUUUCAAACAACGCAAGAGAUUCACGUCCAAUCAGCAGCGAUCUAUCCCACAACGUCUUUCUUCUACAACAAGAAGUACUUUGACAAGCGCCAUUUUGAUGAAACCAGGAGUAGGUGAAACGUGGAGGAGAGGACACGUGUGUGCUGUAAAUAUAUUACUUGUUGAACAUGUGAAAUGACAAGUACCAUCUCGGAGAGGUUCUUAAAACGAAUUUUAGUUUUGCGCCAGCAUCACUCAAAGUGUGAAUCCCUCUAUGAUAAAAUGGCAACCAUGGGGAAGCAGGAGAGCGAUGCAGAAUCGGGAUACAAAACGGAAGGCCCAAAAAGAACAACAAAAGUACGAAAUAACAGUGCUUCAGAAUUAGUUCCAGAGCUACAGCGAACAGAAAGUGUGUUUCUCACAAAAGAGAUGCUGGGCAUUCCAAGGGAUUCUUUGCCCAGCAGUGAAGAUAGUGGCAGUGAGGACGAUUAUGUUCCGGACUCAAAUAGCAGCAGCUCAGAGGAGCCCAGUGAUGAGGAACCUGCAAAGAAGGUCAGGCCCAAAGUUUCUUCUGCCAAGUCCAGUGAUGAGGAACCUGCAAAGAAGGUCAGGCCCAAAGUUUCUUCUGCCAAGUCCAGUGAUGAGAAACCUGCAAAGAAGGUCAGGCCCAAAGUUUCUUCUGCCAAGUCCAGUGAUGGCACAACAGCAACAACAUCCUUUUCUGCCACUGACAAUGAGAAGUCUUCAAGUGAGUCAGUAGUUGUAAUGAAUGUGAAAAAGAAAUCAGAUCCUUGUAAACAAACAAGUGACAGUAAUAUCAAUCCUAACGAUUUCCUGCAUUGUUUAAGCUGCCAAGGGCUUUUCAAGAGAAGGUUUCUUUGGAAGCAUAUGAAAAGGUGCACUCUGGCUAGACAGUGUGGGGUACUCAAACCUGGCAAAAACAGAAUACAAUCACUCUGUGCAAACGCUCAACCUGUACCAGUGGGAGUAAGUGCUAAGUUAUGGAAGCUCUUAAGUGAAAUGAGUCAGGAUGAUGUUACCCAUGCCGCUAAAAAUGACGUGUGCAUUGUAAAGAUGGGAGAGCAAAUGUUUAACAAAAUUGGCCAUGAUCCUUCAAAACACGAAUACAUUAGGCAAAAGAUGAGGGAGGUUGGAAGACUGCUGUUAGCAGGUACACAGGAAUCCCCAAUGAAGACAAUGGAGGAUUUCAUUCUUCCGUCGAACUUUCCACAUGUUGUGAAUGCUGUGAAGGAUGUAGCAGGCUUUGACAGUAACUCCAAUUCUUUCAAAAUACCUUCACUGGCUUUAAAAUUAGGCCACAGCUUGCAGAAGAUUGCGAGCAUUAUUGAAUGUAAUGCAAUGAUAUCGGGGAAAAAGAAAAUUGUUGAAAAUGCACAACACUUCAAACAAAUUUACCGAACAUGCUGGAAUGAAAAUGUUUCCUCAUCUGCACUGAAAACACUUUCAGAAGCGAAGUGGAACACCCCACAACUGCUGCCAUUCACUGAAGAUGUUAAAAAAAUGCACAUGUACAUGGAUCAAAAACAAAAAGAAGCAUACCAACAGCUAACAAACGAGGAAUCAUCAAGGAACUGGGUUGAUCUAGCUGAGGUAACCCUCGCUCAGCUUAUACUGUUCAACCGUAGAAGAGAGGGGGAGGUGUCAAAAAUGCGCCUAACUGCCUUCACUGAAACUGAUGUGCCAUUGCAUGCAGAUGUAGCUGAGGCUCUAACUGCUCUAGAGAAGAAGCUGUGUGAACACUUCAAAAGGAUUGAAAUUCGUGGGAAGAGAGACAGGAAGGUCCCUCUACUGCUAACCCCAGCAAUGCAGGCGUCCAUGGAAUUGUUAGUGAAGACUCGUGCAUCCUGUGAGGUUCUCGAAAAUAACAUCUAUUUUUUUGCCAGACCUAGACAAGAAACGUUUAUUCGAGGCUACAAGUGCAUUCACCAGUUUGCAAAGGAGUGCCAAGCCAAAUACCCAGAGCGCUUAUCCUCUACGAAAUUAAGGAAACAUGUAUCCACACUUUCCAAGGUUUUGAACCUCAAAGAUACAGAAAUGGAUCAAUUGGCUGAUUUUUUGGGCCACAACAUCGCAGUCCACCGCAAGUUCUAUCGUCUGCCAGAAGGAACACUACAACUGGCUAAAGUUAGUAAAGUCCUGAUGGCCAUGGAAAGAGGGUGCUUAAUGGACUACAAAGGAAAGAAUUUAGAUGAAAUUGAAAUUGAUCCCAAUGAAACAAUUCCAGAGGAGAGUGACCAUUCAGAAAGCGAACUGACGGACGAAGAACUAAGCCCACCUUCUACAUCCUACCUACCUUCAGCUGCUAAGAAACGCACUUCAAAGAAGAAACACUGCAUGCAGUCAGAGGACGAGUCCGAGGAUCCAGGUUCAGCUGCUAAGAAACGCACUUCAAAGAAGAAACAUUGCAUGCAAUCACAGGACGAGUCCGAGGAUCCAGGUUCAGCUACUAAGAAACGCACAUCAAAGAUGAAGAGCCAAAGUAAAUGUGAUGAAAUGAACUCCGAUGUUCCAGAUGCAGCAUCCAAGACAUCCUGCCGCAAGAGAAGACCAUGGAGUCAAGAAGAAAUCUGCGCUGUUGAGAAGACCCUGAUGAAAUUUAUCACUACAGGCAGAACUCCUGGGAAGGCAGACUGCGUUUCUUGUAUCAACUCAGCACCUGAAGCACUUAAGUUCCGUGACUGGAUGUCAGUUAAGUUUUAUGUCAAAAAUCGUUGUGUGUCCUACCAAAGAACCACACAGACCCUUUUAUAGCAAUUUGAUAAGAAUGAUUUUGGGGGUGGGAGAUGGGAAUGUGUUCAGUUUUCUUAACAGGGCUUGAGCAUUUCAGAGGACCACACAAUACAUGCCCUGUACUUACACAGUAUUCUUGUUUAUAUUUUAUGUUGGCAGAGGGUCAGCAAUGUUUUUGUCAUUGGUAUUACAGUACAUGCACUUUAUUUUAACAGUACUUAAAUGAUUUUAGGUUGGGAGAGGGUCAAUUGUGUACUUUCGUUAAUACUACAUGCUCAUACAAACAGGCUUUAGAGGAAAAUUAAUGAUGCUCAUGAUUGUAAUAAUGUUGAAGUGUAAAGAGUUGCGUGUGAGAAGAAGGUACGUUGUAUCCUUGUUGACGGGUUCGUUAAAAAUAUUCUGACAACACAAUUUUUUUAUUCAUUUUAAUAUUUCUUUUAUUUUCAUUAUUCACUUGGUAUCUGCAAUGCCUGAGUAGAUAUUUUAUAUUGAGAAGGUAUCUGCUUUUUCACAUGGUGUUGACUGUAGCAUUACUAGCACUUUCAGAAAUAAUGUACGCUAAUAACUAUAACAACAAUCUACCUCAUAACGUUCUAAUGAAGUGUGGUUGUGCAUUCUGGCACUGUGUUAAGCAGCCAAUAAAUGUGUUGAUUGCUA